UACACUUGUGAAGCUCCUGUCUGUCUGUUAGGCCUAUGUGGUGUUCAGUAGAGUAAUUAUGUUAAUUGAUUCUCCCAUUGUUGUAGUGUUGAUAUUUUGUUUCUGUGUUGUGGAUCAGCUGAGUUUAAACAAUCAUUGUCUGUAGCCUUUCUGCUACUCGUUGGCGUCACAAACGAAGUAACUUUUAAACUAACAAUUUAUGAACACAAGGAUUACAGUCGUCGAGGCCGGCAGCCUGACCUACAUGUUCUCGUAGUAUCACACGGAUUAUCACACGCCUAGGCAGUGUAUUACAACUGGAGCAGAGACAUGCAGGUGUACGACUGUAUCGUGGUGGGGGCGGGCAUAGAAGGCUCGUCAACGGCAUACAAUCUGGCCAAGAAUGGACAAAACACUUUGUUACUUGAACAGUUCCCUCUUCCCCAUUCCCGCGGAAGUUCCCAUGGACAGAGCCGGAUCACGAGAAUGGCGUACGGAGGGGCUGAUUAUUAUACGGAGAUGAUGAAAGAAGCUUACAAGUUAUGGGAGGAAUUAGAAAAAGGGUCUGGAACGACUUUAUACAAGAAAACGGGACUUCUGGUGGUCGGGAAAGCGGAAAGCAAUCUAAUUGCUGGAACGGUCCAGGCACUUCGGAAGUACUCGGUACCGUUCACAAAACUCGAUGAACAAGGCCUGCAGUCAAAAUAUCCGAUGUUGAACUAUUCUGGAGUUCAGGGUGUGGAGGACCACAUUGGAGGCGUGCUGUUCGCUGACAAGGCUUUGGCGGCUUUUCAGAGUGAGUUUGUCAAGCAUGGCGGCGUCCUACGUGAUAACGAGUCGAUGGUAGACAUAUUUCCUGGAGACAUUGUGACAGUAAAAACCAACAAGGGCAGCUAUCGCGGGCGGAAUCUGGUCCUAACUGUCGGACCCUGGGCCACCAAAAUACUGCCUCCUCUCGGUGUUCAUUUACCACUCAAGGCAGUCCGUAUUAGUGUGUUUUAUUGGAAAGAGAAAAUAGCGGGAGCGUACGGUGCUGAAACCUUCCCAACGUUUUUAGCUGCCAGCGGAAGUGGAGACUUUGACGUGUAUGGCCUACCGAGCUUAGAAUACCCGGGCUUGUAUAAGCUGUGCUUGCACUAUGGUCCCGAAAUCGACCCCGAUAGAAGAGACAUCGCAGACAGUUCCUGGGUUCUGGAGGAUAUGAAAAAGUUCGUGGCUAAACACUUCCCACUGUUGGAGCCUCACCCCGCCGUCACAGAAACAUGUAUUUACACAAAUACCCCGGACCACGACUUGGUACUAGACAGACACCCAGCAUGGCGGAACGUAAUCAUCGGAACAGGCUUCUCUGGACAUGGUUUCAAACUUUCACCAGUUGUGGGAAAAGUCCUGUCUGAUUUGGUCAUGAGAAAGACACCAUCCUACGACCUGUCUCAUUUUAGGAUCGACCGAUUCCAAAAAUCAUCCAAAUUAUGAGACUUUAAGCAUUCUCGGAUAACAAACUAAUCAAAUAAAACUUAUAAUAAUACACGGAUAGCUUCACAAACAUAUGAUUACCUUUUUGUAUGUGACACAUUUACUUAUAUGCUUAAAAAGGUAAAUCAAAA
Molecule: messenger RNA, 1586 nt
Organism: Pecten maximus
Lineage: Eukaryota; Metazoa; Mollusca; Bivalvia; Pectinida; Pectinidae
Product: peroxisomal sarcosine oxidase-like
Exons: 8
Coding region: 310-1455 (381 amino acids)
Cellular component (GO): peroxisome
Molecular function (GO): flavin adenine dinucleotide binding; L-pipecolate oxidase activity; sarcosine oxidase activity
Source: RefSeq, a predicted model, not a curated record